UUCUGCUCCACUCACAGGCGGGUCUCGCGCACUGGGCAGCCCGUGUUCACCUCACACUUUGCACGCCCCGCUUUAAACAAUGAGAAUGGAGGCGCUUUGUGUCGGACAGAGAUUGACUCGCUUCUCUGUGUUCGUGUAGUACUUUCUGCUUAUAUUCGGGAUCACGAUAUAUCGCUUUAACACAAUGGGGUGCUGCAGCGGACGAUGCACCCUCAUAUUUCUGUGCACGUUUCAGUUGAUGGUGGCAUUAGAAAGACAGGUGUUUGAUUUUUUGGGCUACCAGUGGGCCCCCAUCCUUGCCAACUUCUUCCACAUCCUAGUGGUCAUCCUGGGCCUGUUUGGCACCAUUCAGUACAGACCUAGAUACAUUGUGGUGUAUACAGUAUGGACAGCAGUGUGGGUGGCCUGGAAUGUCUUCCUCAUCUGUUUCUACCUGGAGGUUGGAGGACUGUCAAAGGACAGCGACCUCUUGACCUUUAACAUCUCUGCGCAUCACUCCUGGUGGAGCGAGCACGGACCGGGCUGUUUUGGACGAGAGAUCCCUGCCAGCGGAGAGCAUAAUGCAGAUGCACAGUCCUACAUAUCAGUUACGGGCUGCCUGCUGGAGUACCAGUACAUAGAAGUUCUGCACGGAGGCUUUCAAAUCCUUAUCUCUCUGAUGGGUUUCAUCUACGCCUGCUACGUCAUUAGCGUUAUCACUGAGGAGGAAGACAGUUUUGAUUUUAUUGGUGGAUUUGACCCAUUCCCACUCUACCAUGUCAAUGAGAAACCAUCUCAUCUUCUGUUAAAGCCCAUGCAUCAGUCUUCGUAAAUGAAAGAGCAGGUCAGAUGAUUCAUCCCCUCCAGCAGCUCGUACCUCACCUCCCUCCUUGUUCCUUGAGAUCUGCCUCUCCACUGUUUCCUCAUUCAAACACUUCCUGAUCAAGCCCUUCUGGUCUUGGAGAGGACUGGAGAGUCGGCUGUCCAAUACAAAACACAGUCCAGUUGUCUCGUUCAGAAACAUAUCGAAACAAAAAUGUCCAUUGUUAGGCAGGUCUAAGAUCAAUGUGCAUUGUAUGAGAUCAUGGACAGCAGGCCUGUGAGUCACUCAGUGGAGUUCAGAUGUUGAGGUUAACUGACUUCCACCUCUUUUUGUGUUUGUGUGUCUGUGUGUGUGUGUGUGUAGGGAGAAUAGAAUGCUGUUUACCUUCACACAGGAUUUGCGCAUGUACACAGUAAAACACAACAGUAUGCAGAGAGGAGGAAGGGUGGUUUGGAAAGUGGGUGGGACCCAAAAUAAAAUACAAAGCAAGCAAACCUCAUGUGGAUAUUUUUCCAAAAUAGAAGCAAAAGAUAAAAACGCCGAAAAUACGACCAGAAGGUUCUUUCAUGUGUCAGUAUGAUGUGUGAUUACAUUGUCAAAUCCAGUUUUAGUUUUUAUACUGCCGCCUGAAAAAGUAUUUAGACAUUUAAGCCAGACUGAAAAUAUGUCAUGAGUCCAAAUACUUGUCACUUGUUGUACAGGCCCCCUCAGUGUUCUUACUACGUGUGUUUGAAUAUAAUCCUAUGAAGAAAAUAGCCGCGGCUUCCUAUGGCAUUCAGUCAAAAUCAAUAAAAUGAUCACGUAAUCUGUUUUUUAUUGUAUAGCUGACAGAUAUGAUCAAAUGGGAAGUUUCUUUUAUAUGAAUGGUGCUUGUAAUCAAAUAACAGUUUGUGAACAAAUAUCACGUAAUAUUGUCAGCAUGUAUUCUUUUCUUUAUCUGAGAAACAGUCGAGUGUCUUUCACUGUUGUUGCAAAGCUACUGUUUCCGUUUACUGGAAAAAAUAAACCAUAAAGCACAACUGGAUGACCUAACAUGCAAUGUUACAUGUAUCAUAACAUGUAUGACACGUUUUAAAGAGAGGGGCUGUGUAUUUCUUUUCAAACUGAGAUUUGUUGGUCGGUCUGUACAAAUUGCUGAAUAAGGCCAGAUAUGAUGUGUACUGUUAGCAAAACUUGCGCUUAAAGGCAGUUCACCCAAAACUGAAAUUAGAUCUUUAUUCACUCGCCCUUGAGUUGUUCUAACUUCUAAAUCUGAAUAAUUUUUUGUUCAAAUGAACACUGUGUUCUGAUGCUGUUGAACACAAAAGAAGGUAUUUUGAAGGAUCUGGGGCACUUUUGUCAAAAAAAAAAAAAUCCUACUUUAGGAGUCAAUGGUGGACAAGAAUUGUUUGGUUACAAGCAUUCUUCCAAAUAUCUUUCUCUGUUCAUCAGAAAAAAUGUUUUUAUUCAGAUUUGGAACAACUAUAGGGCGAGGAAAUGAGAACAGCAUUUUCAUUUUGGGUUGAACUGUCCCUUAAUUCACCUCAAAUGAAGAUUCUGUCAUCAUUUACUCCAUCUAAAUAGUUCCAAAAAGUGACUUUCUUUUUUUAAAGUUAAUUUAAAGUUUAUACAAGUUUGAAAUGGCAAGAGUUCAGAAGAACUGUUUAACCGUUAAAUCAUUGAGUUGUAUAUUUGACAGAAACAUUUUCACCUUAAUUUGUAUCCAUUAAAGAAAAAGUUCACCCUACACUGAAAUAUCUUAUCAUUUACUCGCCUUCAUGCCUCAGAUGUAAAUGGAAAAAUAUUCAUUUUUGCGUGAAAUAUUUAAUACUCCAUUGCCUGCGGACCUCUCCUGCCCCCUAGUGUCCAAUAGAUUUCUUUACAACCUUGCAUUUUCUACCACUUGUCUGUGUAGUUUGUUAUUUUAGAGUUUAGGAUAUAGGUCAUUGUUACAAAUCUGCAUCCCUCUCUUUCUCCUAUGCCGUCACAUCCUUUCCUUUUGAACAUGUAUGUUUUCCGCAAACUAUUUUAAUAUCUUUCGUCUCUUCUCCAUAUAUGUUCAUUGACUGCUUGUCCAAUAACAUGUGUUUGUUGUUCAGAGUGUAAAUAAAUGUUUGUUAAUAAAAUAUGUGCUUUUCAUCUACUGUA
Molecule: messenger RNA, 2929 nt
Organism: Triplophysa dalaica
Lineage: Eukaryota; Metazoa; Chordata; Actinopteri; Cypriniformes; Nemacheilidae
Gene: nkain4
Product: sodium/potassium transporting ATPase interacting 4
Exons: 7
Coding region: 185-811 (208 amino acids)
Biological process (GO): regulation of sodium ion transport
Source: RefSeq, a predicted model, not a curated record